CUACAGAGCCUGUAGCAUACGUGACCGACUACAGUGGGGUGGCACUAAUAGGUUUGGCAGUGACGGUCACCGCCACAACGGCGACCACCAUCUACAGCUGCGAGUCAAGUGAGUGUUCCUCUGCUGCCACGUCAAGCCCCAGCAUGAACACUAUCGUCGGCACAUACCCUGUGCUUUCGAUCCUCUCCUGCGCUCUGACAUCCUGCACUGCCUCCCCUACCACCCUCCUCACUGUUACGUCAUCACGAACAUCCGCCGAGCAGGCGGCGACGACAAACGCUGUUAGCGUUCUGUCUUCUGCACUUUCCACCAGCAUCCCCGUCAUCCUUCCCUCCUCGUCUCCUACCACCGUACCGGGCUGGCAUUGGAGUUCGGUCAACUCACAAUCGACUUCUUCUUCAGGCACCAAUGUUGCUCCUCUGCCAGUCGGCCCGGCCACCGCAAGCUCUUCGCCCUCGGCCUACCAGUCCAGCGUGCCGGCGAGCAGCGUCGCUCCCAUCUCCUCUACUACGGUCACCACAACCAUCACCCCAUCAAGCACCCCGGCUGCCAUCGCUUCGGUCUCCAGCGCUUCAUCCUACACCACCACGACCAUGAGCGUCCCGGCUAGCGUGUCCACCUCUCUGAGCAGCUCCGGCAACACCGUCGUCCCAGUUAUCGUUCCGGCCACGAGCGGUCCCGCUUCCACUACGGCGCCCGCUCCAUCCUCAUCUGCGGCUCCUGCUCCAUCAUCCUCCGCCGCUGGUGCUGUCUCCGGCAGCGCCUCAAGCGCCACACCGAUGGGCACUUCCAGCAUGAGCAUGACUCCUGCCUCGAGCUCCGCUCCAUCCGCCUCCGGUAGCUCAUCAGCAAGCGGGAGUGCCACAGCCAACCCGGUCAGUGGGUCAAGCGCUGCCGCCACCACCACGCCGGCCCCGCCAGCGUCUGCGGCUGCAACCAAUGCUGCAAACAUGAAGGAGUUCCCUGCUGCAAUGGGUGGACUCGCGGCUGCUGCUGCGGCUCUGCUCUUCAUCUAAGCGCAGACUCUUCGACAGGGUAGCGCCAAGCUGCCCUUCCUUGACACUGUUUCGAGACUCCUCGACACUCACCAACACGCAUUGGAGAGCUGCAGAAAGCGAGUCAUCCCAUAGCGAUCAGGCGUUCACUAGGGCGUCCCGGGCAUGAAACGACGGAUACCCAACAUAGCAUGUUUUAUGAUUGAUUGAGGGAGGAGUACGAUUGACGAUGCAUAUGGCAAAGGCACAUCAGAACGGUUGGCUCCGUCGAGUCUUCAUGUACUUGUAACUGCUUUGCCCAGCGAGAAAGCAAUAAUGUAAUGCUUGCACGGCCAGCCAACAACCCGAUCACUGUUUCUCUGAAGUCUUUGUUGCAUAAAGUCUAGGCAUUGUUCAAGGUGUCUUCUUGAUCUGUCC
Molecule: messenger RNA, 1412 nt
Organism: Baudoinia panamericana UAMH 10762
Lineage: Eukaryota; Fungi; Ascomycota; Dothideomycetes; Mycosphaerellales; Teratosphaeriaceae
Exons: 1
Coding region: 144-1016 (290 amino acids)
Source: RefSeq, a predicted model, not a curated record